Molecule: messenger RNA, 730 nt
Organism: Neurospora tetraspora
Lineage: Eukaryota; Fungi; Ascomycota; Sordariomycetes; Sordariales; Sordariaceae
Exons: 1
Coding region: 184-660 (158 amino acids)
Source: RefSeq, a predicted model, not a curated record
GGUCGAAAUUCUACAAACGUAAACUGGUUGCUCGUUCCCUGAGGCCGAUGAAGGCUUUGGAUUGCCCUUGUUCUGUCUGCCCUUGUUCUCCUCAAGCAGAAGAACCACGCUAACGAACAAAACAGUAUUGUAUUGUAGAUGGCCAAACCGACACCAGCUUCCAAUGCCGGAUAUUGAGUCAACAUGACCCGGCGCUGGAGCCAUCACCGAUCGACGGCAGUUCCAUCUCCGGCUCCAAUGUCCCGAACUGAAAUAUCAGGUCGGAUAUCGGAUUCUCUGCUUCCUGGUUCUGUGUGUACUCGGCCGUUGGCCGGCUAUUUCCAGCAACAGGCCUGGGAAGAGCGAGUGUCCAGCCCAAAGUUCAAAGUUCUGUCCAAGGGACGGGAUGUCUGUCGGCCGAGACUAUACCAAUUGUUGCUGUCUUUUGUCAUUUUGUGUCUUUCCUCUUGUCAUUGCCAUUGCCAUUGCCAGCGGCCGCGUCUUCUCUGUUGGCUCUUUCUUUCUGAACUCAUCGCGGCAAGACUGAAACUGCAUGUGGUGCAAGCCGCCAUGGGUAUUUCCAUCCUUCCACUUGCUUCCAAUCUGUUCGCGAAGACUGUCCAGUCCGAAACGAGAACUCUGCCAUGUCGCGGUUGUUCCUUCCGUAUUCCUUCCUCGUAGGUUGUGUCCACCCCGUACCUUUUUUCCCCUCUUCGUUCCUUCCACUCCACUGCCCCCUGUCAUUUUGUGU